CUAUCGUUUAAUAUGUUGCUCGCUUUCCAGAAAGUAUCUUUGAAGUCGAUCUAUCGCUUGUCACGCGCUCAGCUCCAGCGAAGAGAGUGCCCACUCUCCGUUAGACUCUCUCGCCGCUUUGAUUUCUUUUCUUGGGGCCCGCUCUCCGCUCUCUGGGGCUCUCCAACUCUCUCUCUCUCCGCGAUUCUGUGGCUACUUCUGAUUCUUUCGAAACGUACUGCUCCCUGUCCGGCUGCCAAGUUCAGCCGUUCAGCCGUUCAGAUACAGAUACUUGCACUCGUACUUCUCCCCGACUGUCGCUUGUCGCUCGCUCGCCUCGCAUUCGCACGAAUUUGUAUCUCAGAGAUUGUUUUAGUUUUAGUUUUUCUUCCACUUGAUUCUUUUGUGUGUUCGCGUUCUUCUGGCCUGGCCUGGCCUGCCAUUGCCAUUGUUUCGGUGUCGGUGUCUGUCUCUGUUUCGGUUUCUGUUGAAUUCCGUAUCGCAUUGUAUCGUAUCGUACGCUGAGCGAGAAAUCAGUUUGACGUUUUGCUUUGACAGGCAACCGUCGUCGAUCGGGGAUCGUUGAUCGUGGAUCGUGGAUCGCUGAUCGUGGAUCGUUGAUCGUGGAUCGUUGAUCGCGGAUCGCGGCUGAAUCUCGUGAAUCUUGGGCGUUCUUUUCUCGCCGGUCGUCCGGUCGCUGAAAGAGAAUUUUGCACUGGCCAGUCUGAUAUAAAUAUUAAAAUAAAAAGAAAUACCUAUACCCAUACCUAUCUACAUACAUGUGUGCAUAAAAUAUCACAAGCAACAGGCAGCGAAAGCAACAACUACCAGCUAAACGACAAAUUUUUGUUUUGUGGAUCAUGUGACCAGUAUCUCCGCUGGCCAUCAGUCAAUCAGUCAGCAGACCGCAGCCCAAAAAUGUUUCAAUUAUGUUAUCGCCAGCAACAACGACAUCGUCCAGAAUCGAAACCAUCGAACCAGAGCAGCAGCAACCGCAAAAACAAGAAGGCAGCAGCACUGCCAAGGCCAAAAGCGUCGGUGGAGCGAGCGUAAGCUGUGCACUUGCAAUCCCCGGGAUCUCUGAAAUCCAGGGAAUCCAAGGAAUCCCAAGAAUCCCAAGAAUCCCAAGAAUCCGUAGACCAAAGUCACAAUCGGAAACGAAAGUAAAACCAAAAUCACAAGGCAACCAAGAGCAAUUUAGCAUAGCAACCGCAACGGAAGCAGCAGCCAGGCCAAAAUCAGAAGCAGGACUUCGCCAUGGGCUGUUCGCCAAGCACUCUGCCCGCCCCCUCCGCCACCGCUGGCCAGACCGACGGCCCAGGAUCCCUCCCCCUGGACGCCACUGAAAAGGACGGCAGCCGGCUGUUCUGCAUCAAACUGAGGCGCAGUCGCCUGCGCCGCUGCAGCUGCGGGGGCGUGACCUUGCAGCCCCCCAGCGACGGCAACGGGAGCUCAACGGGCGACAACCUGUGCGGCCAGGUGCUCCUCAAUCCGCUGCAGACCAAAAGCGAGGCCGACUACGAAAAGCUGAGCACCGGCAAAAAGGACUCGAUUGUUACGGUAGCCGCGUUGGGCAACUUCACACACAGCGUGGUUCGGCGGGCCACUGGCAGCACAGGCACAUCGGGCACCAGCUCAUCCGGCGGCGGGAACAGCCGUCCAGGUCACCGCAAGUCAUCGCUAGCCCUCGCCCUCACCCCGGAAGAUGAGCCGAUGGACGUCUACCAGCGAAAUCUCAUGGACCUGAAGUAUCCAACCGUGCUCCCACCGAAUCCUCCACUUAAGGCCCUCUUGGUUUUCCACAAAUCGGACAGCAUCUGCGAGGCGAUCACCGCGGCCUGCCAGCGCCACCAGCUGGACGUCACGCUGGUCAAGUCGAAGGAGGAGGCUCUGGACACCCUGCAGAAGUCGUACGCCACCGCCCAGUGCUACCACCUAAUCAUAAUUGAUGCGCGCUCCACCAAGAACCUGGAUGCGGAGCACAUUGCAAGAACCAUACGUCACACACACGGCCACCAUUUAACGACAAUAAUUGCAGUCUGCAAGAAGAGUUUCUUUGAAAAGGAUGAUGUGCUAAUUGCUCUAUUGGACGCUGGCGUUAAUAGAUGCGUAGCGGAGACGACCAACCUGGCCAUGUGUAGUGUGGAACUGAAGCAGAUACUGCACUCCAUCAUCCGGCCGCACAAUGUCAUGUCCACUCAACAGGCCCUCUACACGGCUCUGCAUCGGCUAAAGGAGGUGGUGCUCAUCACGGACGACUUGCUGCGGAUCCAGUAUGCGAACCGUGCCACCGAGAGGCUGCUCAACAUGCGGCUGGACGAGAUCAUUAGCAAGCAGCUGGAGGACAUAUUCGUGUCGGACCUGUCCACCAUCAGUGAGCAGUGCAAGAACAUCAAGGAGUUCGACGGCAUCCUCACAGUGCGCCGCAAGAGUCAGGAGGGCAUACCGAUGCACGUGCGCGUGGUCCCGGUGGCCUGCAUUGGCAGCGCACCCACGCAUCUGAUUUUCAACUUUGAUGUGCCCGGCGGACAGAUGGAUUUCAUUGCCACACUGCCGCAGCCGAAAGAGGCGCCCAGGGGCUCACUGCACUCGGUGCGGCGCUGCAGCUUUGAUGUACGCUCCAUCGCCUCGGACGGAUUGCGAAGGACCAGCUUGGCCAAGUUGACGUCCCUGCCGUUGGAGGCCCCCAUCACUAAAAUAAUCAAUUUACUAUCACAAGUACAGGAGAAUUGUUCGGCCGAUGAGGCGCGUCUCAUAGACAAGGUCUUGGAGUUCCUGAAGCGCGAAGGACUCUACAGUCCGCAAAUGAAGGAGAUACGAACGGAUGAUCCCAUAGCCACCGAUUUAAUUGGUGCUCUGCUAACGGGACCCAGCGUGUACUCGUCGCGCCGCAGCUCGAAUGACUCUAUAAUACGCACUGGCAGCUCCACAAGAACUGCCACGAUUGUGCCCGCCAAAAUGAAGUCCAAUCCCAUCAUCAUGGAACUACUUGACGAAUCUCUCAGCUGGGACUUUGAUAUUUUCAAAUUGGAGGAGAUAACCGACUACCAUCCGCUGCUCUAUUUGGGCAUGGAGAUGUUCCGCCGCUUCGACGUCUUCGCCACAUUGAACAUCGAUGAGAACGUCUGCAAGGCCUGGUUGGCCGUAAUUGAGGCCCACUACCGCAAGAGCAACACAUAUCACAACAGCACCCAUGCCGCUGAUGUCAUGCAGGCCACUGGCGCUUUCAUCACCCAACUGACCAACAAGGACAUGCUGGUAAUGGACCGCAUGGAGGAGGCGACUGCUUUGAUUGCGGCAGCUGCCCACGAUGUCGAUCAUCCGGGUCGCUCAUCCGCCUUUUUGUGCAACUCGAACGACGCACUGGCCGUAUUGUACAAUGAUCUUACAGUUUUGGAGAACCACCAUGCGGCUAUUACCUUUAAGCUAACUCUGGGCGACGAUAAGAUCAACAUAUUCAAAAACCUGGACAAGGAGACGUACAAGUCGGCGCGCAGCACCAUCAUUGACAUGAUCCUGGCCACCGAGAUGACCCGGCACUUUGAGCACCUGGCCAAGUUCGUGAGCGUCUUUGGCGGCGAGGAGCCCCGUGAGCAUAACUCCCAGACGGAUGAGGAGACGUCGAUACUCAUGCGUCGCAUGCUGAUCAAGGUGGCCGAUGUGAGCAAUCCCGCCCGUCCCAUGCAGUUCUGCAUCGAGUGGGCCCGUCGCAUUGCCGAGGAGUACUUCAUGCAGACGGACGAGGAGAAGCAGCGUCACCUACCGAUCGUGAUGCCGAUGUUUGAUCGAGCCACCUGCAGCAUACCAAAGAGCCAGAUCGGCUUCAUCGAAUACAUCAUACAGGACAUGAUGCACGCCUGGGAGAGCUUCAUCGACAUGCCGCAGCUGAUCACCUAUAUGCAGAUCAACUACUCGCAGUGGAAGAAGUACGACGAGCAGGGCGUCAACACCUUGGCGGAGAUCAUGGCCAAGCAGCCGCCAGUGGGCAAGAUGGCCAACUCCAAAUAGCAUACGGCCUUCCGGAGAUUGUUCUCGGGUCUAUUGAAGCCACUGCCGGCUCAGGCACCGGGCACCUCCACGAUUGGCGAGAACGAGAUGGAGGACAUGCUCUAGUGACGGCGUCGAAGGUCCUGUGACGUCUGACUCCGGACCCGUAGUCUCUCGGCCUGAUCCUCUCAAUGAAGUCGAAGCUCAACCCUCCCGGCUUAAGAGCCACCAUCACCCGCUCCCCGGGUUGCCCCAAAAAAAAAAAAAAAAAACAAAAACGCAUAUCUCUCAACGGACCAACGGCCGGGGGGGCGGUACGGAUUGUGGGCGGCUCACGAAAAGGUGCCAAGCGGUGUCACAAAAGCGGUAUCAUACAAAGCAAACUAACUAAGGCAAACAAGUAAACAAUUAUUGGGCUGGACUCAAAAUUAAAUGUUUAAGAUGCAUCACAGGAAGCGAACUUUCUAUUUCUAUAUAAAUAUACCAUGUGAGUCUGUGUGUGCGUGAGUGUGUAUGUUCCCUCCAUCCUCCCCCCUAUAAAUGUGUGUUUAGGCUAUCGAAAGCAGACUAGCGGGCUAGCAAACUAGCAAUCUAGCGAGAAAUCCCACAGCAUAUUGACCAGAAUAUACAUGGCGUGCGCUCAACUGUACCUGGCAACGGUAUAACGUAUAACAGUAUAACGGUUUUGGUAACGGUAUAGCCGUGCUACCAAACCAAGUGUUACAAGCAUGAAGUUCUCUCCCAUCAUGAAGACAAUCUAUGUUGAAUACUGCAAAAGCCAAGUAAAUAUACAUAGUUUAAUUGCUGUCCAAGUCCGAAUCGUUAGUCGUGAAUGGAAUUGAAAACGGAUUUGGAUUUGGAUUUGGAUUCGGAACAAAUACAAGGCCAAAAGCUGGACGAAGACUAUAUACAUACACAAGCAUGCGAGAUUGUGGCAAGCACUAUAUAUUACAUACUAUCACUAUCGACUAGCUAACAACUACAACAAGUAAAACUGAAACAAACUAAUUCGAAUCCACUCUUGAGACAUAUGAAAUCCUAUGGGGCCCCUUUUACUACCUAAUUAACUAGUUACCUAUUUUUCCUAAAUGAAGAAAAACGAAAAAUGAUGAGCUAUUCUAACUAAUAUUAUUAAUGUUGUUUAGCUUUCUAAGCAUACGGUAUGAGAAAUCAAACUAAACGCAAAUGUUUAACAAUUAAGUGAAAUCCUUUUUGAAAUCUUUUUAUCUAAUUGACUGAACAAAUUACAUAUACAUAUAUAAACCAGAUCUAUUAAUACGAAUUGAUAAUAUGUUCUUGUUAUAACUUAAAAACAAAAAAACAAAA
Molecule: messenger RNA, 5292 nt
Organism: Drosophila gunungcola (fruit fly)
Lineage: Eukaryota; Metazoa; Arthropoda; Insecta; Diptera; Drosophilidae
Gene: Pde8
Product: high affinity cAMP-specific and IBMX-insensitive 3',5'-cyclic phosphodiesterase 8
Exons: 20
Coding region: 1237-3987 (916 amino acids)
Biological process (GO): signal transduction; positive regulation of ERK1 and ERK2 cascade
Molecular function (GO): 3',5'-cyclic-nucleotide phosphodiesterase activity
Source: RefSeq, a predicted model, not a curated record